AGUUCUUAUGAUUUUUAUCAUGUGAUUGAUGAUCACAGAAAAAUAAAUAACAAAUAUGGCGGACAAAGAUUCUCUUAGACUUUAUAAUGUUGUUUUAAAUGGGGUUUGUUUUAUGCUAAUCUUUACAGCGUUUAAUACUAGUGGAAAUAUUCAAACUGCUGCUUUGAAUAAUGUGGAAAGGCAUGGAGAAAAAAUCUUUACUAAUACUGGGUACAUUAGCUUGGCAAUCAUAUAUGUUGUAUUUUCACUGGCAAAUUUUAUUGCGCCACCAUUUAUACAAUUAUUUGGACCAAGAUUUGCUAUGGUUUCUGGAGCACUAACUUACUGUUUGUUCAUAGCAUCAAUUAUUUAUCCAUUUGUGGCAACGUUAUACAUUGCAUCUAUUUUGUUGGGAGUUGGAGCUGCAAUAUUGUGGUGUGGCCAAGGAAACUUUCUAACAAUUAACUCUGAUGCUGAAACUAUUAGCAGAAAUUCAAGCAUUUUUUGGGCAUUACUUCAGUGCAGCAUGCUGUUCGGAAAUAUUUUUGUGUACUUUUUCUUGGCUCAGGCCAAAUCUAUAUCAAACAUAAAAAGAGAAGUUUUAUAUACAGUAUUAACAGUUUGUGCUGUUCUUGGAACUCUAGCACUUCUUUUUUUGAGAGCACCUCCAAAAAGUAAGAUUGAAACAGAAUCAGUAGGCAGCUCUGAUGAUGGAUCUACUGAUCCAGUUGUUUCAAAACAUGAAAGCUCUCAACCACGCAACAUUCAACCAACUCCUUUGCAAGUUUUUUUUGGUUCAUUCAGGCUCCUUUUUACGAAAGAUAUGUUGCUACUUUCAGUGACAGCCUCAUAUACAGGAUUCGAAUUGGCAUUUUAUAGUGGUGUUUAUGGAACUAGCAUUAGCAAUACCAGUAAUUUAAAUGAAUCACAUAGACAAGUUGGUUUAAUGGGAAUUCUUGUAGGAUGCGGAGAAAUUUUGGGUGGUUUAUUGUUUAGUAUUUUCAGUAAACAUACAAAGAAAUAUGGUCGUAAUCCAAUUGUUCUGUCAGGGUUUAUAAUUCACAUUAUUGCUUUUUAUCUUAUAUUUCUCAAUGUUCCUGAUCGAGCUACUCUUGAACCAACAAAUGGAGAUUCAUUCCUUAAUUAUAAUUUAUAUGUUUAUGGUUUGUGUGCGUUUUUUCUUGGAUUUGGUGACAGUUGUUUUAAUACACAGAUGUACACUAUUUUGGGGACAGCUUAUGCUAAUGAUAGUGCUUCAGCCUUUGCGCUUUUUAAAUGUUUGCAGUCGCUAUGUUCUGGGAUUGCGUUUGCUUAUGGUUUAGUUCUAACUUUAAAAUGGCAACUGCUGAUUCUGGUAAUUACAGCAUUUUUUGGCACGGUAUCUUUUAUCAUAGUGGAGCGUAAGCAAGAAUCGUUAAAAAAUAUUUGUUAUACAAACUUAUCAUAGCAGAUUUUAUAAUAACUCAACUGGUUGUUUCUACAAAACAAUUAAUUUCACUUUUUUGUAGAACUUUGUAGAAAAUAUUAUAAUUAAAUUAUUUUAUAAUUAUUUUGUGUUAUAAAAUUAUUUUUAAAAGUUAAAUUUUAUUUUUUAUGG
Hydra vulgaris (swiftwater hydra) is the source of this 1576-nucleotide messenger RNA. RefSeq names its product UNC93-like protein MFSD11. Lineage: Eukaryota; Metazoa; Cnidaria; Hydrozoa; Anthoathecata; Hydridae. The record is from RefSeq and is a predicted model, not a curated record.